Molecule: messenger RNA, 897 nt
Organism: Drosophila rhopaloa
Lineage: Eukaryota; Metazoa; Arthropoda; Insecta; Diptera; Drosophilidae
Product: mitochondrial fission process protein 1
Exons: 3
Coding region: 244-744 (166 amino acids)
Biological process (GO): mitochondrial fission
Cellular component (GO): mitochondrion
Source: RefSeq, a predicted model, not a curated record
AACUAUAUUUCAUUAUUUAUAUAAACAGUAUGUUUUUACGAAUUUUAUAACGCAUAGUUUGGCGGCCCAAAGCUCUUCGAACGGUUAAAUUUGAAUUUAAAUAAAUGAUACAUUUUUGGGGAACCGAGUGGUCAGCUGUUUUCAGUCAGUGGGAACAGAUUGCCAUAUCUGACUAAACAUUACUUAAUUUGACUGCCCAAAAAGACGACUCCCCAAAAAGACGACUUCCGUACAGUGAAUACAAUGUCGGAGGACAAGCAAUUAAUAGAAAGGGAGCCGGAAACCAAGGAAACUGGACACAAGACGAUAACGAAGGAUGUGGAUAUAUAUCGGGACACCUUCAUUCGCUAUAUGGGUUACAGCAACGAGAUUGGCGAAUCCUUUCGCCCGCUGGUCCCCAAAUCCCUAGUGGCUGCAUCCUACGGCAUGGCCAUCGGAUAUGUCUGCACCGAUACCUUCGACAAGACACUGCGCCUCCAAAUGGAAGGGGCAUCCCCCCGAGAAGUGGCCAUCAAGGGCGGCGACGUCUUCGCCUGGCAGAUGCUGGCCUCCGUCGCCAUUCCCGGCCUGGUCAUCAAUAGGAUCACUUGGGCCACCAAAAGACUGCUGAGCCGAGCUCCCGUGCCGAUCCUGAAGACGGUGCCCACUCUCGUGGGCCUGGCCAGCAUCCCGCUGAUCAUCCAUCCCAUCGACAGCAUGGUGGACCGCUUGAUGGACGCCACCUACCGCAAGAUGGUGAGGUAGUGAACGCCGCGAGAGAUGGUCGCCUGCCUACUAUUCCCAUCCUAUGUAUACUCCCCCGGUGAUAGUUCUUAGAUACUAAGAGUUCGUAUUAACUGUAGCGAAGCUUUAAAACCCCAAAUCCAGUUUGCAUCUUGACAAGGAUUUCUAACUUAA